AUGAUGACAUCCAGCGCUUGCAGGCCCGCAAUCGGCCAAAUGGAGCAAAUCAUCGUCACCCUGCAAGUUGGCUUAUCUGAGACGACCUUCAACCUCCACAGAGGCAUCCUCUCCGCCAGAGCCCCAUCCUCCGCAGGGACCGACCCCGAUAGUCCGUGGACAGAGACCCAGGAAAAUGUGAUGUCACUUCCCGAUACGGAGCCGGGCAUAUUCGAGGCCUUUGUCAUCGACUGGAUGUACACGGGCAAGAUUCAGAAACAGCCGGACUGGCUGCUGCUAGAGGGCUACAUAUUCGCUUCUCGCUAUGAGGUCCCCGGUCUCCGCGACCAUAUCGUCCGCGAUUUCUUUUCGGCUUACGUCUGGGGAGAUCGAGUCAAGCUACCGGCAUACCAACUUGUGUCUCGCGCAUUCAGGACUUUGCCUCUUGAAAGCAUGUUGUGCAAGCUCUUCUUGGAAUUGUAUGAGGUGGGCUGGUCAUCGGAUGCGGACGACGAGGACGCGGUGGAGGAGAGGGAUAAAUUGCCGGGAAUUUUCGUUAGGGAACUGUUAGUCCGUCUUGGGCGUCGCGAAGGUCGACACGACAGCGUGGGAUACUUGUCGGACUUCUUGGAGAGCUCUGACGAGUAG
Molecule: messenger RNA, 627 nt
Organism: Lasiodiplodia theobromae
Lineage: Eukaryota; Fungi; Ascomycota; Dothideomycetes; Botryosphaeriales; Botryosphaeriaceae
Product: Btb poz domain containing protein
Exons: 2
Coding region: 1-627 (208 amino acids)
Molecular function (GO): protein binding
Source: RefSeq, a predicted model, not a curated record